CGCCUUUCGUGCAUAGGCGGACGCACACCUUCCUGCGGCGUGGUCCGUUAGUUCCGGUCACUGUGCUGUGGUGCUACCGACUUGACCCAGCACGGCAGUCGUCUCGUACAGUCAAAGAAUUCUCCAACUACCCGGCGAUAUAUUCAGUUACAGUGAACGUGGCCCGUAAACUGCAUACAGACCAUCUGUUGUCAAAUUUGUGAAGUAGAUUUUUCUACGUCGGAGGCAGUGCAUUUUAGAAUUUCAGGUUGGGGGAAUCAUGAAGUACAAACAGCCGCUCGGAAGUGAUAUAUAGCAGGAGGCAGCGAGCCCGGAACAGCUGCGACGAACGCGCAGCUAAUGCCACAACUGCGACAACGCGACUUCACCCCGAGCAACGCAACAGUGUAGCAGGCGAGAUGGCGGACGGGGGCGGAGGAGGCGGGGGCGGCGGCGGCGGCAGCGGCAGCAGCGGGGGUGUCAGUGUUGCGCUGCCGACGCCGGCGUCGGCGUCGACGUCAGUGUCGGUGUCGCAGUUCUUCAGCGAGCGGUCGGUGCUGGUCACAGGCGGCACGGGUUUUAUGGGCAAGGUGCUCGUUGAGAAACUGCUGUGGGCGUGUCCCGGCAUCAAGACCAUCUACCUGCUGGUCCGGCCCAAGCGCGGCCAUGACGUGCAGGCGCGGAUCGCAGAGCUCCUCAGCGGACCGCUAUUCGAUCGCCUGAGGAAAGAGCGUCCGCAAGAGCUGAACAAAAUUGUGCCAAUUCAAGGGGAUGUUACAGAACCUGAACUAGGAAUUAGCCAGUCUGACCAGAACCUGCUGAUCCGCACUGUUUCUGUUGUCUUCCAUUCAGCCGCUACAGUGAAGUUUGAUGAAGCCCUGAAGCUCUCUGUUACUAUUAACAUGCUAGGCACAAAGCGCCUUGUCGAGCUGUGUCAUCGUAUGCUGGGCCUUGAGGCACUAAUCCAUGUGUCAACAGCGUAUUGCAAUUGUGAUAGAGAGGAAGUGAAUGAAGUGAUAUAUCCUCCACCCUACGAUCCUGACAAGAUAAUCCAAUGCAUGGAAUGGAUGGAUGAUGAUCUCAUUGAUGCCCUAACACCAAAACUGAUAGGCAACCGUCCAAACACAUACACUUUUACAAAGGCUCUUGCAGAAAGUAUGUUACUUACAGAAUGUGGGAAUCUUCCUGUGGCCAUAGUUAGACCUUCCAUUGUGCUGUCAGCUCUGCGUGAGCCGCUAGCAGGUUGGGUGGAUAACUUGAAUGGACCUACAGGAUUAAUAGCUGCUGCUGGUAAAGGUUUCUUCCGCACAAUGAUGUGUUCCAAUGACAAAGUUGCUGACUUGGUACCUGUGGAUGUCGUUAUUAAUUUGAUGAUAUGCGCAGCAUGGAGGACAGCAUCUGUAAGGCCUGAUGGCAUUGCUGUAUACAACUGCUGCACUGGGCAGAAACAGCCAAUUACAUGGAAACGCUUUGUUGACUUGUGCUUCCUGUACAUGCGUUCACAUCCUGUGAAUGAUGUCUUGUGGUAUCCAGAUGGCACCUGCCAUACGCAUCAUGUUGUUAAUGCCAUUUUUCGUUGGACACUUCAUGUGUUACCUGCAUAUGCCAUGGAUUUUGCUAGACGGAUAUCUGGAAAGAAGCCAUUAAUGGUACGAACCCAAGAAAAGCUAGACAAGGCAGCAUGUUGCUUAGAAUACUUCUCAACCCAGCAGUGGCAGUUCAAGGAUGAUAAUGUUCGUCAGCUUUUCAGUGUUUUAAGUGCUGAGGACCGAAAGAUAUUUCCAUUUGAUGUGCAGCAGAUUGACUGGUCAUCAUAUGUUGAAAGUUAUGUGCUUGGCAUACGCCACUUCAUCUUCAAGGAACGCCCUGAUGACCUGCCUUCAGCACGAAGGAAACUCCAAAGGAUGUUCUGGAUUCAUCGAGUGACACAGCUUUUGGCAGUACUGGUGAUAUGGAGGAUGUUGAUGAUGCGAUCCCAGACAGCUCGUCGUGCAUGGUUCUUCAUUCUCGACUUCAUUCUGCGCCUGUCUCGCAUGGUACCAUAUGUAUGAGGUUUGGACAGAACUUGCCUGUGAAUUUGUUAAUCAAUGGAAAGAGAAUGCUCAUUUCAUUUCCAUUUUGGGCUUCUGGAGUGAGGAAACUGCCAGUUAUGGAUAGGCAGCACCACGUCAUUGUGAAACUGUGUUCUUUCUGGCUACUGCUACUUUGGCCCGUGGUUGUUACUGUUAAAGUUUUUUUUUUGUGCAUUAUGAAAAUGGUGUGAUGAUGGACUACUACCACAGACAAGUGAAGUUAUCUCAAAGAUUGGAAACUCAUUUUGCACAGCUCGGUUUACCUCUAAUUGUAGUAUUGUCUCUGAAAACUCAUUGGUCCUUCUUUUAGUUGCUUGUCACUUUGGUUAUUACAUUACACAAUUUUGUGCUGUUUUGUGUGAGUGAAAAGCAGUGCUUUGCAGUUGUCUACUUCACGUUUCUGAGCCGUGCAAGAUGUUUGGAGACUUGCUGUGCUGUUCUGUGAAAGAGUUGAUUUUGGACAUACUGAAUACAGAAUAACCAGCUUAGUGUAUCUUAAACUAGUAUGUUGAGGGCAGUUUGAAUAAGAUAUUUAUAUCAACAAUGUCUUUCCUGUAUAGUUUCUGAAGUUUUUUAUAUAAUGGAAACUAGUCUUUGUUUACAGCUUAUUAAUAAGCAGAAAAAUGUUUAAAGGCAGUUCCCAAUAAAGUGAAGAAUUUGUGUCCAUUUUUUUUCCCACUGUUUGUAAAUAAAGAUGGAGUGCAAGAAGAUGAUAUGCAGGUUAUUACUCUACUCUGUGAUAAAAACUGCACUGUAUUUUUGUAUUGUAAUUUAAUUGUGGGAAUAAGUUAUGGCUGAGUCACUUGUUUAUAGUAAGCAAAUUAUGUGUCAUUUUAAGAUGGAUUUUAAACAUGUUUUUUCUGUUGCAAAUUUAACAGUGCAUUUAUGCUGAAUUUACUAGAAGUACGUUUAUUUCCCCCGUUUUUUUAGUUCUCUCUUUAUAUGCCAUUUGGCUCUGGUAGAUUUUUUUUCUGUCUGCGAACACAACACAACACAACUCAACUCUCUCUCUCUCUCUCUCUCUCUCUCUCUCUCUCUCUCUCUCUCUCUCUCUCUCUCACUCACACACACACACACACACACACACACACAGUGUGUAUAAUCAAAAGUUCCCAGAACCUACCGCUGUAAUAAGCAUUGUAUGCUAGGUGAAGCAGUAGGUCUACACAUGCAUGCCUUUUUUUUUUUAAGUCAUCACUGGAGUCAUAGUGUGUAUACUUAAAUUUGCACACAGUUUCUCUAAUCUGCCUUAUUAAUAUUGAGCCAUUGUUUCCUAAUUUGUGCAAUAUCCCAGAUGGUGAGUGAAACUCAAUAAACAUGUGUACCCGUAAACUUUAAAAUCUUUUGUAAUGCUCUUGAAUAUUACUUGCACCCAAACAGUGUAUUGUGUGGGAUAGUAAUGGAAUCACAAGGAAGCCUGUAAAGUUCUAAGAAAGCUGUGCUACGCUAACUUUUGGAUUUCAAAGCUACUUCAUACUUGCUGCUGAACAAAGUGUAAAUUUCAUAAAACGAUAGUGUUUAUGGAUCAAAUUGGUGGUGUUCUUUGUUAAAAGUAUGUUGCAGUCAUAUGUUGUAAUAUGUAAAACUCUUGGUAAACAGAAAUGCAAAUAUAGAGAUGUUGCUUAAAAAUUAAAAUGUGAAAGUUACAAUAUGGUGACAUGAUAUGUCUGUUUUGUCCAUACCAUUGAAUAUUGCUCAUGUUUAUUAUGUUCCAGCAUAUAUUAUGCAGCCUCAAUAACAGUGGCUCAAAUAAACUUUAAUUUGAUAAUUAGUAAUAUAUUGUAGCAUUCUUAUUUUACAGUGAAUGGUAUGUAGCUGAAGAUGGGCACUUGAACGUGUGAUUGCUAUAUCUGCUUCAUAAAGAAUAAAAGAGAGACUCAUUGCAAUGCUUA
Molecule: messenger RNA, 3943 nt
Organism: Schistocerca serialis cubense
Lineage: Eukaryota; Metazoa; Arthropoda; Insecta; Orthoptera; Acrididae
Product: putative fatty acyl-CoA reductase CG5065
Exons: 10
Coding region: 399-2030 (543 amino acids)
Biological process (GO): long-chain fatty-acyl-CoA metabolic process
Cellular component (GO): peroxisome
Molecular function (GO): alcohol-forming very long-chain fatty acyl-CoA reductase (NADP+) activity
Source: RefSeq, a predicted model, not a curated record